AUGGCUUUUUUCUUAGCUAUGUUUCGUCGAAAUUUUACAAACAUUUUUCUGCGAUUAUUUUUUGGCUUAGUUUUUAUUUACGUGUAUUGUGAAUACCUAAUUUAUUACGUUACACAAAUUCAGUGUGGCUGGUCAUCCUUAAGUCAUGAGCCUACUGAAGGAGUUGAACCUGUGUAUGCAUUAGUUAUUGCUGACACUCAUCUGCUUGGAUCUAGAGAAGGCCACUGGAUUGAUAAGUGGCGAAGAGAGUGGCAAAUGCACAGAGCCUUCCAAACUGCUAUAACUUUACAUAAGCCUGAUGUUGUUUUUGUUCUUGGUGAUUUAUUUGACGAAGGCAAGUGGUGUUCUGAAAAGGAAUUCAAUCAUUAUGUACAGCGAUACCAUGAAAUGUUUCAUGUACCUGAAGACAUAUUAAUGUAUAACGUUGUUGGCAAUCAUGAUAUUGGAUUCCAUUAUAGGAUCACACCUCAUCUGGCAAAAAGGUUUGAGAGUAAGCUGAAGUCACCUCCAGUGCAAUUGGUCAGCAUUAAGGGGAACCACUUUAUACUGAUUAACUCCAUGGCGUUGGAAGGCGAUGGGUGUUCACUAUGCUCUCGUGCUGUUGCAGAAAUAGAUAGAAUUUCCAACAUACUAAAAUGUAGCAGUGGAUCUAGUUUAUGUAAAGGAAAUACGAAACUGCAAAAAUACAGCAGGCCGAUAAUAAUGCAGCAUUACCCUUUAUACCGAGAGUCAGACAGUAUGUGUACGGAACCUGACGCUGCUCCUCUUCCUGAGAGAAAUAACAUAUUUGAGGAGCGCUGGGAUUGUUUGUCAAAGGAAUCAACAGAAUACUUAGUAGAAAGUCUUCACCCACGAGCGGCGUUUGGCGGACACACACAUCACAGCUGCGUCGUACGUCAUAGUUUUGUGCCCACUUCAGAUCACAAAAUAGAAUUUGUGGAGUACACUGUGCCUUCGUUUUCAUGGAGAAAUAGACUGGACCCUAAAUAUUAUUUGUUAACAAUUACACCCGAGGAAGUGAAGGUAUCAAAAUGUGCGAUGCCCACGGAGAGAACCAUGAAACUCACGGCAAUACUAAUGACGCUGGGUUUACUGGUCUACUUGAGAUACUACGGUUCCAGUUUGAAUACCUCUAGUCAAAGCUAUAAGUUUUUGUCAGGAAAGAAAGUAUGA
This is a messenger RNA of Arctia plantaginis, 1173 nucleotides long. The record is from the annotation of a GenBank genome assembly. NCBI's taxonomy places the organism in Eukaryota, Metazoa, Arthropoda, Insecta, Lepidoptera, Erebidae.